CACGGAGGACAGAGGGCCCACAUAUUGUUUCUCAACACAUUAAAAGACGUCUCUGGGCCAGGGUGGCUCAUACCUGUAAUCCUAACACUGGGAGGCCAAGGCAGGAGGCUUGCUUGAGGCCAGGACUAGCCUAGACAACAUACAAUCUACAAAAAAUUAAAAUUAGCUGGGCAUGGUGGUGCAUGCCUGUAGUCCCAACUACUCAUGAGGAUGAGGCUGCAAAGGGCCACAGUCUUGCCACUGUAUUCCAGCCUUGGUGAAAGAGACCCUGUCUCAAAAAGGGGGGAGGGGGGAGGAAGGUGUUUUGGAUUCAAAACUGGUAUACAACUAGUUAAUAAAAGACAAUUUAUUUCUUCGCUGCACUAGAAUGUGUUGUUUACUAACUCUUCUCUUGUCUCUGCCUGAAGCCACUUCUCCUUCUACUGUUUCUUUGUUCCCAGCAGUUACUGGCCCAGAGUGGGACCCACAGCAGGUAGCCUGGACAGUGACUGAACUGUUCUAAAAAAAUCCAAGUACAAAUUGUCUGUCAAACGACACUCCUUCUUCCUGGGAAUAUGUGCUACGUGUAAAUCAAAAUCCAGGAAUAUCUAACACCUAUGAGGACUGUAGAAUCCAUGGAAAAAAAUGAUACACACAUUUCUAAAUGUGCUCCAGGUCAAAAUCUCAAUGUCAAAUGGUGAAGCUGAGUUACAAACCAUCCUUACACAAUUUCAAAAAUUUCCUGAUUAUGGUUGCUUCAUAAGAGGUUCCUCUCUUCAGCGCUUCCCUUCUGAAAAAAAGAAAGCCAACUUUUCUUUUGAAUACACACCCCAACCCGCCCCAGCACACACAGAAAUGGGGACUGUGAGCAGAAGCAACCUCGCUCGCCAUCUGCAAACCAAUCUCAUUCUAUUUUAUGUCGGUGCUGUGGGUGCCUGUACUGUCUCCGUCACACAACCACGGUACCUAGAAGUGGACUACACUCACGAGGCUGUCACCAUAAAGUGUACCUUCUCCACAACCGGAUGCCCUUCCGAGCGACCGACACACCUGUGGUUUCGCUAUGGUGCUCACCAGCCUGAGAACCUGUGCCUGGAUGGGUGCAAAAGCGAGGCAGACAAGUUCACAGUGAGAGAAGCACCCACAGAAAACCAAGUUUCCCUCACUGUAAACAGAGUGACUUCAAAUGACAGUGCAAUUUACAUCUGUGGAAUAGCAUUCCCCAGUGCGCUGGAAGCAAGAGCUAAGCAGACCGGAGGAGGGACCACACUGGUGGUAAGAGAAAUUAAGCUUAUCAGCAAGGAACUGUGGAGUGUCCUGACAGCUGUUAUAUCACUGCUCUCUGUCUAUGUGACUGGUGUAUGCGUGGCCUUCAUACUCCUCUCCAAAUCAAAAUCCAAUCCUCUAAGAAACAAAGAAACAAAAGAAGACUUACAAAAGAAGAAGAGUGCUCGGCGUAUUUUUCAGGAAAUUGCUCAAGAACUAUACCAAAAGAGACAUGUGGAAACAAACCAGCAACUUGAGAAAGAUAACAACACUUAGGAAAACAGAAGAACACUUUCCAACUACGAAAGAGCAUAGAAAUCUUUUAGUUUUCAAUUAACUCACUGAAAAUCCAACUGCAGGAGCUAUGGCAGUGUUAAUGAACAUACAUCAUCAGAUCUUAAAAAAAAUAAAGGUAAACAGAAAAGACAACUGGCUACGAACGAUGCCGGAAUGUAAGGAAACUACAGCUAACAGUCAUUAACAAAAUACUAAAACCCAACAAAAUGCAACUGAAAAAUGCCUUCCAAAUUUGCCAAGAAAAAAAUUCUAUUUUAAACACGUAUCCUGAGUUUGUUUGAUUCAACGUGAGAUAUGUGAUGACUGCCAUCCUGAAGAUCUGAAGCUAAACCAUAUGCCUCAGUCGAGUGGAAGAAUCAUCUUUAUGGUUUGUGGAAAUCAUGGGACAAUUAAAUUAAGUUGAGAGGGAGCAAAGUGACAAAAUUUGAGUUAGAGACUUUCAUUUUGAAAAGCACCUUAGUGAAAGUUAUUUCCUCUGAUGCUGUCAUGGGGCAAUGGGGUAGCAUGCCUGCCAGGGUAUGCAAAGUAACUUACAUCAUGCUACUAACAAAAUGAGAACAGAAUAGUGACUAGAAUAAGAACAUAAAAGCCUUGUUCAGGACCACAUUUUACAAAAUGCCUUGUUUCCUUUAUUGUUUCUGGAAAUGAAAGUUCUAUUAAUAUUGUUUUACUUUGAACAUAGAAUAGUUUUUUUAAUUAGGGCUUAUUUUGAAAAAUUCUGAGUUUAAUUCAAAUGUAUGCCAAUACCUUCCAAAGUAAGGUAAUAUUCAAAGACAGUUGUUCUGAUCAGAUGGCUUAGAGAAAUUUCUGGAAUAUUCACAUUCAAAGAUCCUUAUUAAUGAAUGUCUUUGACUUAAAUCUAACCAAAAACUGCAACAUUAUUCUUUGUACAUUUUCAUUAUAUAGUGUUAACAAGCUUAGUUGCAAACAAAUAAAAUACUUAAGCUAUUU
Messenger RNA from Callithrix jacchus (white-tufted-ear marmoset), 2493 nucleotides. It is a transcript of the gene IGSF6, whose product is annotated as immunoglobulin superfamily member 6. The record is from RefSeq and is a predicted model, not a curated record. Lineage: Eukaryota; Metazoa; Chordata; Mammalia; Primates; Cebidae.